ACACUUCUCGUGAAAAUGAACGUGAAAAAUCUUAUUGCAUCAAUAGCUCAGAACUACUUUUAUUCCGAUUCCCCCGCCAUGAUGAAAUUUCCGCGAUGGAUGGGGAAACAAAUUUAAUCUCAAUUUUUAUUUUUACGUGGUAUCUGAACGGCUCCUAUUCCUUUAGGGUUUCGAUUCGUUUUCUUGUUUCUAGUUUGCAUUAAAUAUUUACUACGAAUGGGCUUGUGAUAUAUAGCUCAGUUGGCAAGCCUGUUGUCUCCUGAGCCGAUGUCCGCGAGUUCGAGCCCAAGAGUAGGGGAGAAUGAGGAUACUUGAUCCCUGGGGAUACUUGAUUCCUUAUCUAUAUCUCGAAACUGGAAUGUCUUACAAAGAUCAAAUGUUCUAGAAAAAUGUGCCAAUAUGAGCAAAAUAACAAUGCUUGUAGUUUAAAAUUUUUUAGCAAAAUAAUUGUUUGAGUAAUUGAACUUUGUUUGAAAAAUUUCUCACAAUGUAACUUGAAGAUCUUUUUUCAUCACUUUAAAAUGUUCCUUACAUGGGAAAAUUAUGAAAAAAAUAUUUGUUCCAAUGUAUAAAUCGUUCGAGCGUAAAAUGAACUUCAUACUGCCAUAUUUUCAAAGCAAUGGAAAACUCUCAACUUUUUUCAGAAAAAGUUUUCUAAAAUGUUGAUUAUGGGUACAAUUGAUCCCCUAGAGUUAGGUACAAUUGAUCCCCCUUCCAAACGGCAUAUUCUUGUUCUGAAUUGAUCGUUAUGAUUGCUGAAUACGAAAUUACUAAUAUUUAUCCAAAAACUAAUAUUUAUCAAACAAUUGUCUGAAGAUAAGAGCAAAAAUAAUUAAUUUUCUCUUUAUUAUAAAAAAUAGCGCCUUCAAGUAUGCAAUGUUUUUAGCGUUGAGACAAAGUUAUAGAAUUUUCAUCUUAUGUCUGCUAUAAAUUGUGAAAUGAGAACAAACAUGACCAAAAGAGUCAAUUAACAUUCUAUCUUGGCGUUUUGUUUGAUUUUUAUACAAGGAUCAGGGCUUACUGAAUAAAAGAUCAAGUCUCCUUCAAUAGAGGAUCAAGUCUCCCCUAACAUCAGAAAAAUCGCAAUUUUUUUACUCAUAAGAAAAUGCCUCUAGCUCAUCAACGGGUUCAAGUAUCGUUCUAAUUUUUGGAGCAUAGAAACUUGAAGUUACAAGCUGUCAGAAAAUAUCAAAGUAGGCGAGUUGCUAAAUUUUUCCAAAAAGAUAUGGUGAAAAUAAGAAAAGGGGAUCAAGUAUCCCCACUCUCCCCUAAACAUCGAACGCAGUUGUACCGGAUAAGUUUUUCAAUAACGAUCCGCCAACUGCACCGUUAAUAAAGUCGCAAAUUUCAUAAAAAUGGUAAAACGACUAUAAGGUAUUUCCCGACUUGUCAACAGAACAGCUGAUUUCUCAUGUUUAUAAUUUUCGGCAUCUGGUGGUAGGGUAAAAAUAACAACAACACUACGCAUGUUCAAUGGUGCGAUAGUAACGAAACCAAAUUGACAGUGCAAUAUUAAUGGUUAUGCAAAAUUCUUGAUUUUUUAAACUAGCCUAAAUUAAAAAAUUGUAGGCAUGACAUACUUUGAAGGUAAUGUUGAUGUUAUGUGAUGUGAUGUUAAUUUGAAUAAAUUAUAUCUUAUGAAGAAAUAAUUUAACAGUGCUAAUAUCCCAAGUUCAAAAUGGCGACCAGUAGAUGUUAACAUUUUUCAUAACAAAAACAAAAUGCUACCCUACCACGAUCCAAGGUGUGUAUAUAUUCAGGAGGUGUUACCGAAUAUCGAAUUCCCGAUUCAGCCAUUUUGGCUAUGUAGGCUAUGCAACUAUGCGGAACUCAUGAAGUUUGUUUACCAACAAACCACCGAAAAGCUGAGCAAAAAAUAAACAAACUCAUUGAGAGCCCCGCUCACUCCUCGCCAACUUACUGUGAAAGUCGGAGAACCUAGUGUAUCAAAAGACCUUGCCACGAUCUGUCUCAGGAAAUACUCUAUAUAAUCGAAAGAAGAAAAAAACUACGAAUGUGACAGGUGUUUAUCGUAUAUUUAAUGUAGUUAAUGUUUCCGAAUAAUGAAUCCCACAAUUCGAUGGAAGUGUCGAGUUUGCUUUCAAGAUACCCGUAAUCGGAAGACUAAGAGCAUAUAUUCGUAUCCUGAUGUGAAUCAAAACAUAAACUUUUAUAACAUGUUGGCCACCGUUUGUUCCGAUGUAUUCAACAAUUCAACUGCUCAGAACAAUGUUCAGGAUAAGCUCUUACAGGAGGCUUUCGGCCUGCCAGAAAACCUCUGUUCGGAAUGCUGCAAACGCAUUGAGAGCGCAUUUGAGUUGGUUGAGCUUUGUACAGAAACAAAUCGCCGAUUUUGGGAAAUAUUGUUGAAAACUCAACGAGAAGCUAGCAAUACGGUGGCGAACGCAACGACCAGUACUGGGAGUAGUCAACGUGAAGAAUCUCUUCUGGAGGAUGACGAAAUAUCGAAGGAUGAAUCCUCCGAUACAGAUACCGGACACAUAUCAGACGUCGAUGAAUCAGUUCAAAGUAACUCUCAUGGGGAUUUUUUCAACUCAGAAGUUUCAAUUCCUAAGAAUACAAAAAAUCCUAUUAAGCGUAAGAUUCAGAAACCGGGAGAGAAAACAAGACGUUGGUUUAAUUGCGAACUGUGUUCAGAAGAAUAUAAGUACCCACCGUAUCUUCAAACUCACAUGAACCAGAAACACAAGAAUGAAGUAAUCCAAUGUGAUCAGUGCGAGUUGUUGUUUUUCAACGAAAAAAAAUUGGCACACCAUAAAAGCCUCCAUCUCACGGGCAAGGUUCACGAAUGUGACUUCUGCAAAAGAUGCUACCAAACGUCCAGCCAAAUGGUUGGACACAUUAGGAACGCACACCGGACCACGACUGAGCUCUUACUCUGCCCACAUUGUGGCAAAUGUCUAGCAAGCGAAAACGCUUACGCCGUUCACAUUAGGAAGCAUUCCGAAUCGAACCGGGUCCACCGAUGUCCGCAGUGUCCGUACAAAUCUUUUACGGCUGGAAGAUUGAACGAUCACAUGCUGACUCACACCAAGGAACUUCGUUUCGAGUGCGAACACUGCAAGUCACGAUUCACCACGAGAAAUGGAUUGAAAAACCACAUGGUCAAGCAUACGGGACAGAGACCCUACGCGUGUAGAAUGUGCGAUAUGAGGUUUUUAAGUUCGUCUACCAGAGAUGUACACAUUCGAACACACACAGGUGUAAGGCCGUAUCUUUGCCCAUACUGCGAAAGAAGAUUUUCUCAAAGCACUGACCUUAUCAAACACAGCCGAAUUCAUUUUGACGGGGACCCAUAUCCGUGCCAUCAGUGUGAUGCCAAAUUUUCGAAAAUGACGGAACUGCGUAAUCAUUAUAAGGUACAUUUCGAAAACAGGGAAGCCGAUGGUACAGAUAGCGGCGAGAGGGUAUUCAAAUUCAGUAUUGUGGAAAUGUUGCGGUUGAGAUACGAGAAGGACAAAGCUGCAGGACGAUUGCAACAAAGUGACUAGUGAGUCCGAGAUAAUUUUGCAAUGAAAACAACAAAACGAA
Molecule: messenger RNA, 3552 nt
Organism: Uranotaenia lowii
Lineage: Eukaryota; Metazoa; Arthropoda; Insecta; Diptera; Culicidae
Product: zinc finger protein OZF-like
Exons: 4
Coding region: 2064-3512 (482 amino acids)
Cellular component (GO): nucleus
Molecular function (GO): zinc ion binding
Source: RefSeq, a predicted model, not a curated record